AUGGAGCACCAGGCGCCUAACCCGCCUGCUCAACCUCAACUCACAACUCACACGCCUGCACUUCCUCAAAACCCCUCGCUCACUGCCAGCAGCACUCCCGUCUCGUCCCCGGGGCUCUUCAGUCCGUCGAAUCCCCGCACCACCAUGUCUCUGCCGCCCUCGCAGUCGGUCUCCGAGGGUACAACGCCUGCUGCACUCAACAGUCCCUUUCUACAUCCCCUUCAAAACCACAGAGUUAGAGAGACACACGUCGCCAAUAUUGACAGAGACUUCACCACCGGCCGCAAGAUCAUCAAUCAUUACGAGGUCAUCGAGGAGAUUGGCCGCGGUGUUCAUGGCAAGGUGAAAUUGGCCCGCGACCUCGACAACGGCCAGAAUGUCGCCAUCAAAAUCGUCCCCCGCUUCUCCAGGAAACGUCGGCUCGGCAGGAUUACCCAGAACGUAUCCCCUUUCGAGAAGUCCAAGAGGGAGAUCGCCAUUCUCAAGAAAAUUAGACAUCCGAACGUGGUAGCAUUACUGGAAGUCAUCGACGAUCCAGACUACAGGAAAAUCUACCUUUGUCUCGAGCAUGUCGAGUGUGGCGAGGUCAUCUGGAGGAAGAAGGGCCUUCCGAACAUCUGUGCUUUCGAGCGCCGGCGGAUCGAAAGAGAGAUGAGGGGCGAGACGCUGACCGAUGAGGAAGAGCAGCACCUUCUCGAUUUGGAACGCAGGUUCAACGUCAAGGAGAUGAAACGCGCUCAUCUCGCAGAGAAGACCGGUACCCACGCCGACCCUUGGAGCUUGGAACUCGGUCAAGACGAUUCCGAACUCACAUCGGGGCCUUCCGAGGCAGAUCUCACCCAGCACGGUGUUGGUUCGAUACGAUCGCACUCGCCAGCUUCUCGAGGGUCCGCACCAUCCUCACAGGCUCCGUCGAGAACGCAGUCUGUACGAUCAAUGUCCGCUGUCGCGUCCGAAGGCCCACCCACUUCGAACGAAGAUGAUAUGGAGACUCCAGGACCCCUACACUCGAACCCGGGCUCGUCUAGUGCGCUUGCCGGAACGAUGUAUGGGGCUUAUGACGAUUUGGGAUUUAGAGAACGAUCUCCCAGCAUGGCCGACUCCAUCAUAUCACACAUGUCUUCGAUCGAUUUCAACCCGCAACCCCAUGAUCCGUUCGCCGACGACUUUUCAUAUGUGCCCUGCUUCACCAUCGAAGAGGCACGGAAUGCCUUCCGGGAUGUCGUCCUUGGUCUUGAAUACUUGCACUACCAAGGGAUUGUCCACCGUGACAUUAAACCGGCGAAUUUGCUAUGGACUCGGGAUCAUCGUGUCAAGAUUUCGGAUUUCGGUGUGUCUUAUUUUGGCAGGCCGAUGCGAGACGGCGAACCUGAUGACACCGUCUCCGAAUCAGAAGCACAAGACUUUGAUGACGAGUACGAAUUAUCCAAGACCGUCGGUACGCCUGCUUUCUUCGCUCCCGAGUUGUGCUACACCGAUAUCGACAACAUCCCCCCGCCCAAGGUCACCGAACAAAUCGACGUCUGGUCCCUUGGAGUAACGCUUUACUGUAUGAUAUUUGCUCGAAUUCCGUUCCUGGCGGAGGAUGAGUUCCAGAUGUUCCGCAAAAUCGCAACAGAAAAGGUCUACAUUCCUACGAGGCGGCUGAGACCGGUGGAUCCAUCCACAUCCCCGGACACGUCUUCGCUUUACAAGCGAGUCAACAGUGCUCCAUAUCGUGACGACCACCAGCUUCUUUACGAAGAUGUUGACGAAAGCCUUCAACAUCUCCUGGGACAGAUGCUCGUGAAGGACCCAAGGCAGCGGAUCACACUAAGAGGAGUGAAGUAUCACCCAUGGGUACUCUCCAACCUGACCAACAUUAUGGGCUGGAUCGACGACACGGACCCUCAGAGGCAGACUCAAGGCACAAGGAUCAAAGUCAACGAGAAAGAGGUGGACGACGCCGUUGUGCCCCUGACACUUCUGGAGCGGGCGAGAUCUACUCUGAAGAAGACGCUUACCAAGUUGACGAGCCGGUCAGUGGAACGCACCGAGGGUAUUUCUCGGCGGAGAGCCACCAGCAGUGCUGCCAGCUCGGCCGGCGACAGCCCAGCGCACACGCCGAUCACAAAUCAUAUUCGCGACGCACGCAGAAAGAGCAUACGUGGAGACGGCGACUACUUUGCGACUGUGAGAGAACAUUCGCAUACACACAGCGAGCAUCCUUUGACCUACAGCGUAACGGCCAGUCCAGAAGAGUCACCGUCGGAGACGGAAGCAUCCUCGCAACAACCGGGAGCGGUAGGCGGCCACCCAUCACAUCAACUUCCUGAGAUCGCCACGAAUUUUAAUGGCAGACAAGACAUCGCAGACCACCAGACACCGACAUCAGCUCAGAUGGAGUUCCCGCGCCACAGGCAUUCGAGAUCCAUCUCGAAUGCGGUGAUUAGUCUGCACAAUGAUCUUGCAGAGGCUCGCACUGCACCAACCACUCCUGCGAUUGAUAUCCAUUCAGAUCCCUUGAGCGGUCUGCGCAGGAAGGGUAGAGACACGAAAUCAUCCGAAGAUUCGACCAGAUCUCAAUCGGUCGACAGGGCUCUGGUAUUUUCCAACCCCGAUAAGCGAGCUGAGGCACGAGUCGGUGUCAGCUCUUUCGUUGCACCCGGAAGCCUUGAGCAGCCCAAGAAGCUUUCGCAGAUGCGGUCUUUGGAUCUUGGUUGGGCUUUUGGAGAAAGCCCACUGCCAUCUCCUCAGUUCUUCUCCCCUCAUACUAUUUCUUCGUAUCAGCAUGGCCAACACAAGUCGGAUCCAAUGCUCGACAAGUUUCGAACUGUGGUCAAGAUUGAAGACCGGCCGAUGACGGCCCACCGCGUCCAGGACAUACCCGAGGGCAAGACUCCACCUCCGAGGCAGUAUAACUCAUCGACCCCCGAGUCGUUUGCUCGAGCUCAGGAGACUUUGCGUCGGCGUGAAAGGAUCGCGCACGAGGACGAUGUACGGCGACAAGAGGCACUGCAACCAGCUGCUGAGCUUGACGCAGUCCAUGUCCCUUGUCCCCCUUCUCCGGACGACGACGACUCUGCUAGCAACGGAGCACCUUCCCGCGGGGAGACGUUUAGUACGACGUUUUCGACCAAGUCCAAUUCACGCGAGGCCAUCGCUACACCGUGGACUAGCCCUAGCGUGGUAACAAGUCCAGUGAGCUACACCACGUCGACGUCGCAGAAGGACCUAAGGGAAUCAGAUGCGGAUCAAAUUCUGGCCUUCCAGUCCGAUCCAUCCUUACCUGCCCUUCUCAGUGGGGCAUCAUCUGUGUCAGCAGACCCGGAAGGAGACUUUCUGGGCAACCCAGGCAGUGUCAGUGUUGUGAGCCGGCGUGCUGUCCUCGAAACAACCGACUCGGUCACACCGCCAGCAUUAGCAAAGGAGCCCGUCACUGGAUUUCCUCUAGAGGCAGCGGAGCUCGAUGAGCCCAGCGGCGCUGUCCUUGUUGAUGAUCACGAACCUGAAUCUCUCGGAAAUUCAACGCCUACCCCGCCCGCACGCCACCUUGAAGAUGACGACAGCGACAGUGAUGACGGGAUCCUCAUGAUGGGUCACCGAUCUAAGAAGUCCACUGCAACCAAAGGCUCUCCCAACUCCAUGGGCAAACUUGUCUUCGGGUCCAAGAGGCGCAACACCAAUGCGUCCGUGGGCAGCACUGACACAGCCAAGAAGGUUUUUACCCCAGGGGAGUGA
Molecule: messenger RNA, 3720 nt
Organism: Diaporthe amygdali
Lineage: Eukaryota; Fungi; Ascomycota; Sordariomycetes; Diaporthales; Diaporthaceae
Exons: 2
Coding region: 1-3720 (1239 amino acids)
Biological process (GO): intracellular signal transduction; protein phosphorylation
Cellular component (GO): cytoplasm
Molecular function (GO): protein serine/threonine kinase activity; ATP binding
Source: RefSeq, a predicted model, not a curated record